AUGCAAAUCGACAAUAUGGACAACAUAUGGGUGUACGACAAAUUCAACGCUUCCGAAGUUCCAUGAGGACGGAGCCGAACCUGGCCAAGCGAGCUGAUGGAGUCUCAUGCAAAUCGACAAGAUGGACAACAUAUGGGUGUACGGCAAAUUCAACGCUUCCGAAGUUCCAUGGUGGAACGUCCUUACACGAAUAAUGAUUGUGCCUUCUCAGCUCCUCAAGUCCAUCUUCCUAAACUUUGUUUCCUGCUAGGAGAUACCUGGUAG
Molecule: messenger RNA, 264 nt
Organism: Strongylus vulgaris
Lineage: Eukaryota; Metazoa; Nematoda; Chromadorea; Rhabditida; Strongylidae
Source: the annotation of a GenBank genome assembly